Molecule: messenger RNA, 1089 nt
Organism: Drosophila albomicans
Lineage: Eukaryota; Metazoa; Arthropoda; Insecta; Diptera; Drosophilidae
Exons: 1
Coding region: 55-1089 (344 amino acids)
Cellular component (GO): extracellular region
Source: RefSeq, a predicted model, not a curated record
AGCAGUUGCUGAUUUACAGUUGCAGUUCCAGUUGCACUCCAUUCGCUCCAAACAAUGGACACACAAACGCGGCAUCGUCUCUACGUCGUUUUUGUGGUGAUCUUUAGGGUGUCGAUCAAUGGCGCCUGGCGAAUGUCACAGGCUGGCCUCAAUGACUCCAGUUACAAUGUGCGGCAUUUGUCCACACACUUUUCGCGAGUGUUUCUCAGCAUAAGUGUGACACACAAUGAUUUCCCCACGCUCAUCGAGGCACAGUGGCCAGUUUCAUAUUUGCCCAUGCGCACAGUGGUUUUUCCCAACAGCGAAACGCAUGCGAAUCGAGCCGAAGCAGCUGCGGAUUGCACACGCUUGCAGCAGACGCACUGGACCCAGGUGGACAGUCUGAGUAGACUGUGGGUCAUGGAUCUGGGCUGGCCGGAUGGCGGCUGUGCACCCAAGCUCUUGGUCUUCGAUCUGAUGCGCAACAAUGCGGAGCUGCUGCGCAUCGAUUGUGGUCAGUACAUCGAUGCCAAUGCCACGCAGAGUCUGGUGGUGCAGCUGGGACCCAAAUCGAGCAGCUGCGAGCUGGAACGUCAUAUAUACUUCAUUCAGGACAGCAGACCACACAUCUUGGCCUAUGAUAUACUGGAGCAAACGUGGCAUCAACGUGAUCUGAUGAGCAACAAGUACGAGAAUAUGCGACAAGCGUUUCCCAUUCGUCCCAUUGAUUUUACCUUUGGACUGAAGGGAGAACUGAUUGUCUCCGAUCAGGAUGGCGUGCUCUACAGCUCGGUGAAGCAACUCCAGUUGGCAGACUCCAACUCCGUUGCCUCCAAUUCGCUGUCGCUGCAACUGACUCGACUGGGAAGUCUUUUGGGUCCCAGUCGCAGCAUGUUAAUCGAUUACUUCGGCGCUCUCUUCUAUGUGAUGCCAAAGUUUGGCGCCGUUGUGCGCUGCGCCCAGCUGGCGAAUUUAACAGCCGAAGGCAAUGAGAUUAUUUAUCUAACAUCUAAAAAUAUACAGCAAAUUUUCUUUGGUGCCGAGGGCUCCGUUUGGGUGCUCAGUGAUCGAGUGUUGAAACCGCAAGACAUUUGUUAUCCGGGUGUGUAA